CUCAAGGGCCAUACGGCCAUGGUUGGCGCUGUGACAUUCUCCCAGCACGGAAACCUCAUCGCUUCUGGCUCACACGAUACCAGCAUUCGUCUUUGGGAUGCCACUACUGGCAGAGAGCGGGUGACAUUACAAGGGGAAAAAAUCCCAGUUCUGUCACUCGCAUUUUCGAACGCCAAGGAAGACCUGAUGCUUGCAUCUGGUUCGUCCAAUAACACUAUCUGCCUCUGGCGCGUACAGACAGCGACCACAAUCCUAACCUUCGAGGGACACGAAGAUGGCGUCGUGGCGCUCGCUUUCGCUCCCAAUGACGGUCACAUCGUCUCGGGCUCCUUCGACAAGACGAUCAGAGUCUGGAGUACGAAAACUGGCAAAGCCAUUGGCGAACCCUUAAUCGGUCACACCGAUACCGUCUCCUCUGUCGGUUUUUCUUACGAUGCCAAGUGGAUCAUCUCCGGCUCAUUUGACCGCACAAUCCGGAUCUGGGAAGGCCAAACCUCUGAGGAGAAGCAAUUCGUCGAAAUAUACAAAUUCGAGCCCAAUCAUGGUGACUGGAUAGGCUCUGCAGCACUCCUCCCUGGAGGAGAAUACAUCGUCUCCGCAUCUCUCAACGGUACCUACCAGUCCCGGAACAUAGAAAAAAAAGUGAUAGAAAGAAAACCGUUCUUGGGUCAUUCGGCGGCCUCGCGCUGUGCUCGAUUCUCACCUGACGGAAAGUGUAUCGUCUCCUGUUCAGACGACGGGACGAUUCGCUUUUGGGACACGGAGACCGCGCUUCCAUUGUUCAAGCCCCAAUGGCACAAAGGCAAUGUUUACCACGUUGAAUACCUUCCAGACGGCAAGAAACUCUUCUCCGCGGGUGCCGACUGGACCGUCCAGCUCUGGAACGCGCAGGACGGAACUAUGGACGGCGAAGCCUUCCGCGGGCAUAGUACUGUUGUCCGUGCAGUCGCUCAUUCUCCUGAAACGAAUCAGCUUGCCUCUGGCUCUGAUGACGGAACCAUCCGUGUCUGGAACCUAGACAUUAGUGAUGGAGGGGACAGAUUGGCAUUCCCGGCAUGGGAAGAUGCUGGAACAACGCAGUCUAUCGACUUCUCUCUGGACGGGGACCAUAUCGUCUCGGGUUUAGAGGACGGACGGGUGCGGCUUUGGAGCACGGUAAAAAGAGCUGCCGUACAUGAAUGGAAAGGUACAGAGGGGCGAGUGUACUCGGUGAAAUUCUGUCCCGAUGGACGAAGCAUCGUAGCAGGCGCCACAGACGGGACGAUACAUGUUUGGGACUUUAAAGGCAAUCUACGCGGAAAGUUUCGAGGUCAUUCCGGCCCUGUCUUCACCAUCUCCUUCUCACCGCGCGACUCGAACCGUCUGGUCUCCGGCUCGGCGGACCAAUCAAUCAUCAUCUGGGAUUUCGCGACGAGGGAGAAGAUUGGCGAGCCUUGGAGGGAGCAUAACGGGGCAGUGUGGUCUGUUGCAUUUUCUCCAGAUGGGAAGGAGAUAGUUUCCGCGUCAGAAGAUUCCACGAUUCGGAUAUGGGACGUCGCUUCUGGUCGUCCUGUCAGCUUCCCUCCUCCGGAUCUACCAACGACCGGACACCAACGUCUCAGUCGUAGAGACAGGCGGGAUAUCACUCUACCAGACCGUAUCGAUUGGGGUCUCCUUGGGAUCGGAGCGAAGGAUCUUGUGCGUUUGGCAACUUGGAUGAAAAGGUCGCUCGCCUCACAGCUCUGGUCGAUGGUGUUUGACCUCACGGACUAG
This is a messenger RNA of Stereum hirsutum FP-91666 SS1, 1752 nucleotides long. Its product is annotated as WD40 repeat-like protein. The record is from RefSeq and is a predicted model, not a curated record. Gene Ontology annotation, molecular function: protein binding. The annotation marks the transcript as partial. The transcript has a single exon. Lineage: Eukaryota; Fungi; Basidiomycota; Agaricomycetes; Russulales; Stereaceae.